Molecule: messenger RNA, 2023 nt
Organism: Onychostoma macrolepis
Lineage: Eukaryota; Metazoa; Chordata; Actinopteri; Cypriniformes; Cyprinidae
Gene: usp18
Product: ubiquitin specific peptidase 18
Exons: 11
Coding region: 582-1685 (367 amino acids)
Biological process (GO): protein deubiquitination
Cellular component (GO): nucleus; cytosol
Molecular function (GO): cysteine-type endopeptidase activity; cysteine-type deubiquitinase activity
Source: RefSeq, a predicted model, not a curated record
UAAGAAUAUACAGCCAAAACAACAGAGGUUUUUAUCUGGGAUAUUAUUAACUGAAAUUAAAACCGUUAAAAAACAUUUUUGUGAUUUUAAAAUGAAUGUGAACUAAAAAAACAAAUGUGUUUUAUUUCCGCUAGUUGCCAAGGCAACAUUUCUCAUAUUUAUUUUAAGGUGAAGAACUAAAAUAAAUAAAAAUGAAUGAAUACAGACAUAUUUGUAAAAUCAAAAACUAAUAAAAAUGACAAAAACAACAAAAUUACUGAAACUUUAACUAAAAUUAAAGUGAAAUAAAAUAAUAGCUUAUUAACAAUAUCAACAUAAACCAUAAUUGUAUAUACAUCACAGUAAAAAAAGAAUAUAUAAAUUAAACAUAAAUAGCCUAUGUGUAUUGUGUCCUGAUAUUUUUAUCGAUUUAAAAAUAAUAAUGAUUAAAUCAUGUUUGUUUAUAAUAAUAACAAAAACUUGUUUUAAAAAUGUUGCCUAGCCUUUUUAUUCUGAACUGGGUGUAAGUUUCGUAUCUGUGACAGAAACUGACUCGUGAAUUGAAAGUGAAAGUAAAAUCAGCUGUUUCUGUUUAUGUCUGUAUGAAACUCAUUGUUAUGCUACGAGUAAAACGGGAGCUGAAGCAUCUUGAAGCGGAUACAACACCGAGAAGCAUUUGCAGUCGUAUCUAUCGGUGGAUGGGAGAGUUUUGGAGUAAAAUGGCUUCUCGACUAUACAGCCGCUCUGUAUCAUGGGAUUAUGAAGUGAGGGGCCUUUUAAACUACAGUCUGUCCUGCUGUAUUAAUGCCUUGCUUCAGUCCUUCUCUGCCACCAAUGAACUCCUGGACAUACUGAACAAAUGGCAUCCAUCAGAUGGGACUGAUGAGAGGAACGUCCCACUGCAGUUGAGGAACACCCUGGAAGCCAUGAGGGACAAAUCACAUCCUGCUCCACACAAAGACUUCCUCAACUGCCUCUACCGGCAAGCCAUCCGACCAUCCACUCAACAAGAUGCAGAUGAAAUAUUUCACAUCAUCCUUAAUCUGAGUCAGAAGCAGAUGCCUGAUGCUGUGGCUCAGGAAAUCCGCAGUCUCUAUGAGAUAAAGGUAGAGACCCAGGUGGUGUGUUCAAAGUGCAAAUUCAUUCACAGAGCACCCAGCUCUCUUUUCAGCCUUCCUUUGGCAAUCUGUGAAAGAGAAAACACCCUGGAAAGCUGCAUCAACUCUUUUUUCAAGCAACAAAAGCUACCGGACAGCGAGAAGUUUUACUGUGACCGGUGUGAUGAAAAGCAGCCGUCCACUCAUGAAGUGAAUCUUGUCUCAUUGCCUCCGAUUCUGUGUGUCCACUUGAAAAGAUUCAGAAACAAUGAUGGUUUCACCAGGAAACUCUCCAACAAAGUCACCUUUCUUGAAACAUUCGGCAGUGACAUUUUUACUGCAGGAAAAUCAGAAAAUGCUGAUUGUCUCAAGGCUGAUGAGUAUUACAGUCUCUAUGCUGUAAUAGUGCACAUAGGAACUGCCAUGUUUGGACACUACACUGCUUUCAUCAGACCAAAUCAGGACCAGAUGUGGUAUUAUGCUGAUGACUCCUGUGUGCGACCAUCCACAUGGGCAGAUGUGCAGGACACAUAUGGAGGGUCCCGUCAGUAUGGAGACACAGCCUACUUGCUUCUGUACAGGAAGAAGAGCAGAAAUUUAUCUGGAUAACUGUUGUGUACACUGCAGCACUUGAUGAACACUAUAUGAAUUAAUACAGAGAAAAUUCCAAGAAUAUGACCGAAGUCUAUUUAUAUUUUGGGUAUAAGUAUGAAGAAAGGUUUUUAAGAAUGUAAAUCAGUAUAUUUUCAUAUUGAUUGGGGUUUAUAUAGGACAGUAUUUUGGAUAGGGUUAUGCUAUUUUGCCAGAGAAUGUUUUGUGAAAUUUAUGGAUAUUGUUAAAUACAAAUAAUAAUAUGUUUUGAAAUAAUGUUGUCUUUUAUCUCAAGUUCUUACUGUAAAGCUCUAAUGUAAAAAUACUGUGCAAAAAUAAAAUGUUUUAAAAAGGUU